Messenger RNA from Lycium barbarum (goji berry), 2133 nucleotides. RefSeq names its product protein trichome birefringence-like 41. NCBI's taxonomy places the organism in Eukaryota, Viridiplantae, Streptophyta, Magnoliopsida, Solanales, Solanaceae. Gene Ontology annotation, molecular function: O-acetyltransferase activity. The coding region runs from base 825 to 1988 and encodes 387 amino acids. The record is from RefSeq and is a predicted model, not a curated record. Gene Ontology annotation, cellular component: Golgi apparatus. The transcript is spliced from 5 exons.
UGACCUGUUCAUUCAUCAUAUAGGUUAUGGUGAGAAUUUGUACUCCUGAUCCAUGUACUUUCAAUAUUUCAUACUGGAUUCCCAAAAAGAAAUAUUGAUGGCAAAAUUUUAUCCGAUCUUGGUGUAUGUUUACAUCAGAUCUGACCAACGAAUGUAAGACAAAUAUUUUCAUACAUUUAUGUAAAGUAAUAUUUUGUAAACUGCUAGAAUUAAAUUAUUUAAAUUUCUACCCUACCGAUCACCUCUAAUUAACCAAUACAUACACCCACGUAGUGCAGUUCCACUUCUACAAGUACUUUUCUAUUGGAUUUUAAUGCAGAACAAAGCAAGUUACACUAUUUUACAGCAUGUGCUCUACAUGUACAAAAAAAAAAAAAAACAUGACAAAUUGGCUCGUGCAUGUACUUAACCAACCUUUCCAUUUCUACCCACAUUAUUCUUUAAUUUCAUCUCAGUUUUUUUUAGCAUAAAGUUCAGUGUUUCUAAUAUAUUUUCGAUGUCCUUUUAGUUAUUACUUAUUAAGCAUCUGCAAAUGGCAAAACAAACUUGUCGAUGGGCAACCAAAAGAGGAUAUUAGUAAUAAGGACAUUAUUAUGACAAUUAUUUUCAUUCCUUAAUUGAUUGCUAGUAUUAGUAGUAGUAGUAGUAGCAGCAGCAGCAGCCCACGUCUACAUUAGUUUUCUUGAUUUUAAUGACGCUACAAAAUUCAAGAGUACCUAAAUAUAUCUUUUAUUUAUCAACUUGAAAUAUCUCAUACAUCCUAAUUGAUAUAGUGUGCCUCUCUUUUUCAGUUUUGGUUUGCUUAGAAAGAGAGAAUUAAGAAUAUGGCUAAAGGUGUGAGUAGUACUUUUGUGUAUAUUCUUGGUGCAAUGUUUAUGUUGAGUUUCGUGUUUGUUUUCGAAGCCAUGUUGACAGUAUUCUCAAGGUUUUAUUCGGACGCGAUUGCCAAGAAAUUAGUUCAUACAGAAAGGAAUACAAUAGGAAUAUCAAAACAAGAAAAAGCAGAAAUAAUUACAAGUAAUUGCAACUUGUUCGAAGGAAGUUGGGUGUUGGAUGAUGAUCGUAUUGAUCCUUUAUAUAACACAACUACUUGUCCGUUUAUUCGAAAGACAUUUGAUUGUACCAAUCGGCCUGAUCGUCAAUAUCUUAAGUAUAAAUGGCAACCUACUGGUUGCGAUUUACCAAGGUUUGAUGGUAUUGAUCUUUUUAGGAGAUUCAAGGGGAAGCAGAUCAUGUUUAUUGGGGAUUCUCUAAGUCUAAAUAAUUAUGACUCUUUCUUAUGCCUUCUUUAUGUUUCAGUGCCUGGAAUGAACUAUAAGACCAAAUUAACCAACCAAAGCGUUACUGUUAUUUUUGAGGAUUAUGACGUUUCAGUCACAUUAUUCAACUCAUUAUUCCUAGUAGACGUUGAAGUGGAACAUAUUGGAAGAGUAUUAAAACUCAAUUCCAUUAAAAAUGGAGAGAUUUGGAAGCAAGCUGACGUUUUGAUCUUCAAUACUUGGCUUUGGUGGGCCAGGAGAAAGCCUAAGCAACCGUGGGACUAUAUUGAGGAUGGUGGCAAGAUAGUGAAGGAUAUGAAUCGUAUGGCUGCAUUUCGAAGGGGAUUAAAAACAUGGGCCAAAUGGGUUGAGACAGAAGUGGAUCUAACCAAAACAAAAGUUUUUUACCAAGGGGAAGCUGCUUCUCACCACCAUGGAGAAGCUUGGGGUGAGCCAGGAGUGAAGGGUUGCUCAAAUCAAACAACACCUGUAGUUGGAUCAAUUUAUCCAGGUGGUUUGCCUUUACCUGCACAAAUUGUGAAACAAGUCUUGAAGAACAUGACAAAUUCAGUUUUCUUGUUGGAUAUUACAAUCCUUUCACAUUUGAGAAAAGAUGGACACCCAAGCAAUUACAAUGGCUAUGGAGGCAUUGAUUGUACACAUUUUUGCCUUUCUGGUGUUCCUGAUACUUGGAGCCAACUAUUUUAUGCUUCUUUAUUAACGUCUUAGAAUAUUGGACAACCGUGCUAUGUACGACUAAUCCUUCUUUUGUAAUUCUAGUGAAACACUUACAUUUCGUGUGUAUUGAUUCUUAAGGACUUUAUUGUUCGUUGCUAGAAUACAAGCGUAAAAUAAAAAUAAGUUUGGAACUUUA